Caenorhabditis remanei is the source of this 2697-nucleotide messenger RNA. RefSeq lists its product as uncharacterized. Bases 1 to 2697 code for a protein of 898 amino acids. The record is from RefSeq and is a predicted model, not a curated record. Lineage: Eukaryota; Metazoa; Nematoda; Chromadorea; Rhabditida; Rhabditidae. The transcript has 4 exons.
AUGACAUCUACUCGACCAAAACGAAGUGUUCGAAACCUCACUCCAGCUCCACCAGUUGAGGACGAUGCUACUAUCGUGCGCAGCACACUGGACCGUCUCAUCUACACUGUGGAUGUUAUCGCGAGAUUCGACCAAACGCGCAGAGAUGUAGCCGCUGUACAAAGAGGAGAAUCAAAUAAGACGAUGGCACAGGUUAUGACAGAGGCGAGAUGGCAUGAACAUGCAACAAAGGCAAAGAAAGAUUGCCCUCUUGGGAGUACAAAAAAGAAGAAAUAUUACACGGAAGAAGAAGUUACUGAUGAUGACGAGGAGGACGAUCCAAAUGUUCCAAGCACUUCCACAAAGCAUGCAAGAACACCAAAACCAACUCCCGAAAAGAAAGUUCCAACGCCAUCUAAAGCAAAACUAGCUGCUAUGAAAAAGAAGGCAGAUGCCGAGAAACGAAAAGCAAUGCGAGAAGCUAAGAAGUUGGAAGCGCUGAAUGAAAAAGCCGCAGAGGAAGAAGAAGCUGAUGAAAGUUAUUUGGGAAUGCCUGUUCUAGAAAACGCGGAGGAUCAACCAACCACGUCUACGAAUCACGAAUCGAUGAAUCCAGUCCUUGAAGACUUCAACGAUGUUGUUCCAGAAGUUUUGGAAGAGCAGCGCAUUCUGGAGGAACCCGAAAAUCCUGCAAUCCUCAAGGAACCGAUCAACAACACAGAAGACUCAACAAUUCUAAAAGAGAAACCGAUAAUCGAAGGAGAAGGACUGGCAAUGAAAGAAGAGAAACCGACAAUCGAAGAAGAAGGGCCGGUAAUCGAAGAAGUUUCCGCUGAAGAACCAAGUCACCAACCAGAUGAGUUAAUCACACCAGCUACAAAUAUUGAGCAGAUGGACACUGAUGAGCCCAUGGAACAGGAACCAGAGAUUCAACAACCCGUUGCUGAAACACCAAUUCCUCUAGAACAGAAGAUAGAAGAAAUGGAAGUGGACGAUCCGAAUGUUCCGGGACGAACUCAGUUAGAUAUCCCACAAAACAAAACCAAGUGUGAUGAGCCAGUCGUUUCGAACAAAGAGGAAGAAAAACAGAAUACUUCGGAGACAACAGAAAAUGAAGUAAUUCCUCCUAUUGAUGUUCCUGAAACAGAGAAGGCACCAGAUACAUCACCACUGGAAAAAAUUGCUCAACCGACACCGGAACCUCUUCCUGUAGUUUCUGAGAAGUCCAUUGUUAAAGAAACUGAGGCCACAUCAUCAGUCGUCGAUCCACAAGUGCUUGAGAAACCUGCUGGACAAGAUGCUGUUACUCAAAAACCAGUUCAAAAAGAACAUGAAUUAGUCCAACCGGAGCCACCAAAAGAAAUCUCUCCAAUCGUUUCAUCUCAAAAGAUACCAGAAACUGAGAGGCCUCAAGUACAACACACGCAACCACAAGAACAGCAACAACAAUCUACUUUCUACAAACCGGUACCAUAUUAUUCUGAAGCAGAAGAACAACUUUUCAAAGCACCUGAAGUCUCUAAACAAAACCCUGAAAGCACAGUUCCACUUCAUAAAACAUUCAAAGUUGAUUACUCGUACAUCCCAAUCACAUAUCAGAGUACUGAAGAGAUACCAAACUAUUAUAGUCGAAGAAUGAUAAAACCAUGGAUUGGGAACGAUGUGCAACUCUACCCAUUAGAUUGCGUUCCUCUGUCAGACGAUACGCCAGGACGAGUUUGGUACCCGCCGAGAAGAGCAUGCACAGAAGAAUGGGAGCCCAUGGUGGAGAUUGGACCACUUACUGAAAUGCAAACACUGGAGUUGACUCUUUGUCCCGAGUUUCUUCUUCACUGCUACCAAGAAAAAUGUGAUUUGAUCGUCGAGCGAUUGAUAGAGCUUCAAACUCCUUUUGUGCGAAUGAAACAUUUUGAGCCUAGACAAACUCAGGAAAUAUGGCAUCAAACUGGACUCCAGCUUGAGAAAUUUGAGGAAACUUUAGACGAAAUAAACACGAGAGAUAUUCGGCGCAGAAUGCGAGUCGCCUGUUUACCGAAGCCACAAUUGAAGUGCGGACCAAGGCAUCCGCAGUGUAUACGGUAUGCAAAGUUCGAUAAUACUUGGUACACCAGCAGUCGGAAAUGGCGUGACAGAUCUUGUAUGGCGCCGGGGUAUUACGCUCGUUUGGACACUGAAUAUCGUUUCACAAAUUCCAAGGAUCCCACGACUUUGAAUUUCCGAAUGCACAUGUCAGAAAUAUCCCAACGUGUACAUAAUGGAGAUCUUGGUAGAAAAAUCAGAACAUUCUAUCUUCCACUCAUCUACGAUAUUUCCAAAAAAUCACCACUGGUUCAGCAAAGAAUGAUGCUUUUCCGUGAACGACUCGCUCGUUAUUUCCAAUAUGAAGACUUUGAGAGAAGUUAUAUGGACGACCCAGCAUGUCGGGAGAUUUACAAAAAACUUCGUCCGCUUCCAUUCGAGAAUGGUGUUGUUAUUGAUGAAGCCGAAGAGGAGCUCGACGUAUUGAUCGCAUAUUACAAAUCUCGGCAUGCUGUGGAAAAUCCACCAAUUCAGUUGCCAAAAGCAGGAAAUGAGAAGCUGCCAAACAGGAAGGACAUUGCAAGAAUCACAGAACGGCUAGUGGCUGAUAUUGUCGAUUGCGUUGUCUUCCGUGAGCACACUGGUUUGCAUUACUUCCCCUACCGCGCCCCUAUCCACAACAACGCUAUUCCCCCCUAA